Rhea pennata is the source of this 1201-nucleotide messenger RNA. RefSeq names its product chromosome Z C9orf85 homolog (gene CZH9orf85). Lineage: Eukaryota; Metazoa; Chordata; Aves; Rheiformes; Rheidae. Bases 37 to 537 code for a protein of 166 amino acids. The record is from RefSeq and is a predicted model, not a curated record. The transcript is spliced from 4 exons.
UUCCGGGGCAGGCGGCGGCGGCGGCGGCGGGCGGGGAUGAGCUCGCAGCGGGGGAACGUGUCCCGCCGGCGGCCGCAGCGCCACCAGAACGCGCACGGCUUCCGCAACGACAAGUACGACACCAGCGCCCGGCAGAAGAAAAUAAAUGCCAAGCUUCAUGAUGGAGUUUGUCAGCAUUGUAAAGGUAUCUUGGAGUGGCGGGUAAAAUUCAACAAGUAUAAACUACUGUCAAAACCCAAAAAAUGUGUCAAAUGCCUCCAGAAAGCUAUAAAAGAUCCUUACCAUAUCAUUUGCCGACCUUGUGCUUGUAAACUAGGAAUCUGUGCUAAAUGUGGAAAGGAAGAAGAAAUUGUAAUUCCGAUUAAUAAAGGGCAAGACAGAACUGAGAGUACAGCUACUGAAAAUGGCCAAGAGAGAAGUGGGUUGGAGGAUGAACUGGAUUUUGAAGCAAACUUCAGUAGUACAGACAAUGAUGAAGAUUCUGAUGUGCUUGAAGAAAGAUUUAAAAGCAUGAAUUUUGAAAGGACAGAUGUCUAAAAUUUGAGUUUCUACUCAAGAGACUGAAUAAAAUAAAAUGUAGUAAACUGUUUGCCUUGAAUUUCUGUUCAGAAAGCCUGGUUUGUCAUCUAUAAUGCUUGCCUAUAAAAGUUGGCACUUUGUCUAUUAAUACUUGUUAGGUUUUUUAGGGGGAGGGGGAGAAGGGGCAUUGAUAUGUAUUCCUGUAUUAAAGCAGGAGUUCUUGUGGAAGGAUUCAGAACCUGAAUCUUUAAGCACAAGUAUGUUUUGCAUAUAUGUGACAACUUCCUGUUUCUGAGGAAUAAAGCCUCUUUGUGGAAUUGUUCUAAAUUCAGUGUUAUAUGACUGUUUUAUAGACACUUGGAAAGCUAUGUGGAAAAUAUGAAGUAUGUAUAAAAGGCCCUGUCAUAAAAAAGGAAAAGCUAAAUCAAAUAUGGCAGUUUUCUGAAGGAAAAGCUUCAGACUUUUACUCUUGUCAGUGAGCUUCCAAAGAGCAUUGAGAAGUCAAGUGCCCAUUACCCUUAUGCCUGCUGUUUCUUUUGUGUGCAGAGAGGGCCUGAAUGCCAUCGUCAGGACAGUUCAAUUAAUGCUUAUUUACCAUAUAUAAAUAUAGAUUUUAAAUUUGUGAUUAUUAUUACUAGCAAUGUCUUGAAAAUGAAGAAAAAUAAAAGACUUUUUAAAAAAU